AUUUGAGAACAUGGCUGCUGACAUGUCUCACUGAUUUACGUUUUUGGUCAUCAGUGCCGCUCGAAGUUUGAUAGUACUAAAAGGCUUGUCUGUGCUAAUGGGGUUUCUAUGUGACACAAACGCAGCCUGUCUGUGGUGAUGCUUUAUGAAGUCUUAGCCAAUAAUGAAGAGGCAAGUUGGAUGGGGCUAAAAGGAAAACUGUAGUUUUAACCAGGCUUGAGAGACGAGGCUCAUUAAUGUCAACCCCAUCUUUGAUUUCCACUAAGGGUCACAUCACAAAUAAGGAAGUGAAGAAUGCUGAUCGAUUGCACACAUUGUUAUAGAAGAUUGUUCCUGCAGCUUUUUUUAUCAUCACUUUUAGUAGGUCAAUGAAAACUUUUAUUCAGUAGUUUCUAACUUACUUAAUUAAUGAUGGUUUAGGGUUAAUGUAAACAAUAUUAAAGAAUUGAAAUUUAAAAACUGAAAGACUUGCCCACACAAAAAAGCACUGUUCAUUGUAAAAUAAACGUUUUUCAUAGUGAAAAUUGUAGAUAUUUCACAAAUCUUCAUAAUAACUAAUCCAUAAUACAUCAUUUUAUCCUUACUCUUUUUCAGAGGAAGCAUGAAGCAGGAAUAAAAGCUAGACAACAACAAACAAAUGAACUGCUUUUAAAACAACAACAAAAAAAAACAUUGUUCAUUAAACAUUUUUGUUUAAAAAAAGCUGUUCUUCCUAAUUAUUUCCAUUGAUGUAGAACAUUGCUGAUCACUAGUGAAUUUUUGUGAAUGGAGCAAUUUGUGACCAAAGAAUGACGUCAUUGUAUGCGCAAUUCCCUUUAUCACUUUCCAGAAUGAAUCGUCACGGGAUUGGCCACAUCCUGAAUCAUGGACAGUCUCCCAUUGGCUGUUGGAAGAUCAUUAAACACCCACAUUGUCAAUAGUGGGACCCUAAUGGUGGGUAUAUAGGCAGCCGUCUUGCAGCUGAAUGCAACAGACACUAAAUUUCAUCAACUUGAAUUAACCCUUCGAUUUGCUACCCUUAACAAUUUUCUACUUCCAGCGAGCUGUAACAUUACCAGGAACACUAAAUUCAUUGCUACAGUGCACCAUGGUUAUGCUGAAGAUUUCUGCUUUCUUUGUUGCCUAUGCUUUGAUUAUCUGUCAGAUGUACUGCUCAGAUGCAGCACCAUCCAGGCCUGCUCUGGAGCCCUUACCAGAUGAAGCCCUGCUCUCUGACUAUGAGGCGCGGCGGUUGCUGAACGCAUUUAUAAAAGAGUUUGUCCAGAUGACUGCAGAAGACCUUGGUCAGCAGGAGACAGAGGAGAACAGUGUUACAGCACAGAAGCGAGCCUGUAACACGGCCACAUGUGUGACCCAUCGCUUGGCAGAUUUCCUGAACCGCUCAGGAGGAAUCGGAAGCAGCAAGUUUGUGCCAACCAACGUCGGAUCGCAUGCUUUUGGCCGGCGAAGGAGACUUAGUCAAGAGUAGACAUGAAUGUCUUAGCAAUAUGGUCACCAGGCAUUUACAGCUCUCUGCCGUGCCAUGAUCAAGAAAGAAUAGAAAAAAAAUUCAACAUGUGCAUUAAGAUCCCCGGGAAUGGACAUCAUUUCACUCAUCAUUUGAAUGGAUUCCUGUUGACUGCAUUGAUCUGUUAAACCCAACAGCCCAUUCUCAAUCUCUUAUUGUUUGGCUCUCUAAAAAAAUAAAGAAAGGGUUAAAAAAGCAAGAAAACAUCAACAUCCAUUUAAAAGUGAUCAUGCUCAUUUCCAAUCCGUUUAAAAAAUGGAGGAAGAGUGAUGAGAAUAACUGUUCAUUCUUAAUUGUCGACAGAGAGCACAUCGUGUGUACAGUACGCUGUGGCCCAUGUUCCUCUGCUGCACGUCGCAGUAUUGUAGGGAUGAAAUUAAAGCAGUGCCUUGAAAAAGGCUUCCCUGACUUAUGGACGUGUCUCGUGCCUUGAUGUAAAUCCACUUUACAUGCCGCUAUUGUACAGAAUGUCUGACGCAGAAAGAAGGAGUUGCAAUCGAUGAUAAUGGCAAAAUUGUAACAAUUGUGAAUCUGAGCAAGAUUAAAAUGUAUUUUAGAUACAUAAGAUUUGGGUUGUUGUUUCAUUGCCUUGUUCAAGUGAUAAUUCUGCCCCACUCUCACAGUACACCAUAUAACACACCACCCUCUCAUCCUCAGAUAAUAGAUAGGUCAUGCAUAGAUUUAUAAAUCAUGUAAAGUUGUUAAUGAAUAAAAAGAUAAAUGUGUGAUUAGACAACCAGAAGUCUGGCUUAUAAAAGGACAGAGUUUUCCUAGCCUGACUCCCAAAUGAACCAUGGAGUGAUGUGGAAGUAUGUAAACACAAAGUCCAAAUAAAUAUAAAUCAGAAAUAACGGGCUAAAUAAGAACAGAGGAACAGCAAGAGCGUGUCUAUUGAUCCCUAAGGAACAAGAGUAUGCUCAUUGUGCUGCAUGUUAUUUUUGCUUAUUAGGCCAUCUGAGCAUUUUUAAAUGACAGCAGCCAUCUCGCACAAAGCCCUCGAGAACGGCCUGUCAUCAUUCUGCUUAUUCUCAAUAGUGAGCUGGAGCUAAUUAACAAGUUACUUUUCCACUGCUGAUACUUUUCCACGCAUGAGCACAUACUGUUUAAAUACAUAUCAAUUCCUACACAUUUAUUUAUAUAUUUGUUUGUUUAUUUGUUUGUUUGUUGAAUGAAGCAGAAAAAGAUACUGAUGAGGAUGAUGGUGAUGAGGAUGACAGUAAUAACAUUACAUUUGGGAGGAAAAGUUAGCAAGGUAACAAACUUCAAAGUACUUCAGAAAGAUGUAGACUUAUAUUUUAUAUUUUUUGCAUUACUUUGUCAGUAGAAAACAGUACCAUUUAAAAUUUCCAAACAGUAAUGAACAAUUUUGCUUUG
This is a messenger RNA of Hemibagrus wyckioides, 2881 nucleotides long. It is a transcript of the gene calca, whose product is annotated as calcitonin/calcitonin-related polypeptide, alpha. Bases 1088 to 1468 code for a protein of 126 amino acids. Gene Ontology annotation, cellular component: extracellular region. NCBI's taxonomy places the organism in Eukaryota, Metazoa, Chordata, Actinopteri, Siluriformes, Bagridae. Gene Ontology annotation, molecular function: calcitonin receptor binding; hormone activity. The transcript is spliced from 5 exons. The record is from RefSeq and is a predicted model, not a curated record.